CCCUAAGACUACUUCUAUAACCAUCAUCAAGACUUGCAUAAUAUAGAAAUUUAGCUAUUUUUCUUUCUGUUUAUUUCUUCGAGUAAUAUUUUGUUUCUGUGAUUAUGGCUACUGGGCAAGCACCAUUCAACCCCGUUCCAGCUAUGAGACCAUACCCGCCUGUGGAGCAUCCAGUGGUGGUAAUAGGGCCACAGUACCUGGCACAGUACCCUGUUGAGCUCGCCGUCAACAGUGAUUUUAAGGUGUCUGACAUUAAUGGCACCCUCAUCUUCCAGGUCAAGAGUAAACUAUUAAGCCUACAUGAUCGUCGUUUUCUGAAAGAUGCAGCCGGAAACACCCUUGUCAAUCUCAGGCAGAAGAUAAGGACCAUGCAUGGGAGGUGGGAGGCUUUUAGAGGAGAAAGCAAGGAGAAGAGUGAUUUGCUUUUCACAGCCAAGAAAUCAAAGCUGUUCCAAUUCAAGACUGAGUUAGACGUAUUCUUGGGUAAUAACCUAGGAGAGGUCCCUGAUUUCAAGGUCAAAGAAGGCUACAGCAAGAGUUCCUGCUCUAUACUUCUUGGAGAUUCCAAUACCAUGCUUGCACAGAUGCAUAGAAAACAUUCUCUCGCAAGUACUAUUUUGGAUACAGACAGUUUUGGAGUGACUGUGUAUCCUAAUGUUGAUUAUGCCUUUAUAACAGCUCUUGUGGUGAUUCUUGAUGAGAUCAAUGCAGAUCGUAGUGGCGAAGAUUAAAUACAACUUUUUUAUUAUUAUUACGAGAGAAAUGUCCAAUUUUAAUAGCUCUUGUUUUGUUAAAAUAAAUACAAUGUAUGUCUUAUGGCUUUUUUCCAAUGUUAAAUGUAUGUUUUGGAUGAAAUAAAGUGUAAAAUA
Messenger RNA from Populus euphratica (Euphrates poplar), 869 nucleotides. RefSeq names its product protein LURP-one-related 15-like. The coding region runs from base 105 to 731 and encodes 208 amino acids. The transcript is spliced from 3 exons. NCBI's taxonomy places the organism in Eukaryota, Viridiplantae, Streptophyta, Magnoliopsida, Malpighiales, Salicaceae. The record is from RefSeq and is a predicted model, not a curated record.